This is a messenger RNA of Coregonus clupeaformis (lake whitefish), 2186 nucleotides long. Its product is annotated as synuclein. The coding region runs from base 267 to 674 and encodes 135 amino acids. The record is from RefSeq and is a predicted model, not a curated record. Lineage: Eukaryota; Metazoa; Chordata; Actinopteri; Salmoniformes; Salmonidae. Gene Ontology annotation, biological process: synaptic vesicle endocytosis; chemical synaptic transmission; synapse organization. The transcript is spliced from 6 exons. Gene Ontology annotation, molecular function: cuprous ion binding. Gene Ontology annotation, cellular component: neuronal cell body; cytoplasm; axon terminus.
CAUUCGCUCAGCUGCUCUUCUUGUUGAGGGCGUCCCAAUCUGCUUCAGCAGUACAGAUCAGUCCAGCUUCUCUCUCUCUCUCAUAAGAGCAGCGCAUGCACGUACGCUCGCACACACACACACCCACCACGCAGAGAUACACACUCACAGACGCGCUCACACACACGCAGACAGGCACAGACAGGCACACCGAGCAGCCUAAUCCACCAGCUCCAAGACGCAGCCAGAGCCAGCUAAAAGACACAGCCCCGUAACAGCAGGCCAGCAUGGAUGCACUGAAGAAAGGAUUCUCCAUGGCCAAGGAGGGCGUCGUGGCGGCAGCGGAGAAGACCAAGGCAGGGGUGGAGGAGGCAGCUGCCAAAACCAAGGAGGGAGUCAUGUAUGUGGGGAACAAGACAAAGGACGGGAUGGUAGCAGGUGUGAACACAGUGGCCCAGAGAACGACUGACCAGGCCAAUAUUGUUGGGGACGCAACGGUUUCCGGGGCCAAUGAGCUGUCUCAGCAAACAGUGGAGGGGUUGGAGAAUGUGGCGGUGAACUCUGGAUUGGUGAACCAGGAACAGGGACAGGAAGAAGCCGUAGCUGUAAAGGCUGAGCAUGAGGUGGCUGGUUUUGGUUUGGAAGGGGGUGACUUCUCACAGGGAGCUGAGCAGGCCGGGCAGGCAGGACAGUAGAAGAGUGUGUGUUUGUACUUCUAUAGAGGGGAGAGUUGGUCCUGACCUCAGUGAUCAGCAGCGGCCUCCCUCGUCUGUUUUAGCUGCUGCUUGUCCUGCGUCUCCCAUCGCCACCUCAUGGGCCCUGGGGAACACUACCGCUCCCAGUGUCUCCUCUCUGAUGCUUUCUUUGUGUGACUCGAUGGAAACAAAAACAAAUGGAAAAAUCCUCCCCAGCCACAACAACCCUCACCAUACACACUCUACACAUUCCUACCCUAAUGCCUUUACUGUCCAUAUACCUCAUCCCAGACAUUUACCCACCUUACCACUGUGACCUUCCUCACCCCCCAUCCCCUGCGCCCAUCACUCAAGAUCACCUUACCACACAUACAGUACACACACGCAUACACACCACGACAUUGAGAAAGACUUUGCAGAACAAUAAUUUUCUUCCUCCCCUAGAGGUUCGGCAAUGUGAGACUUACUGGUAGUGUGCACGCUGUAAGCUAACGCAACACCUGUACUUAUACUGUAGAUGUACUUAUAUCAGUGUAUGCUUUGGUCAGGUUUGUUGAUUAAGAUGUGUUUGAAGCCUGUGUAUAUUUAACCCCUUGUGUCUUAAUGCCUGACAUCCCCUAUCCCUUAUUAUGACAGAUCAGGGUUCAGGGUCAGAGUGAAAGUGGAGAUCUGGGUUAACAGUAUGACAUAUUGUCUGUUUACUCCCCAUACUCACAUGACCCAUCACAUGACCCAGUCUCACACCUGCAAUGGGGCUGCAGUACAUGCAGGGUACUAUGGGAACUAUGUAUCUGAUAAACAGAUACAGUCUGUGGUGUUUCCUGCUGUCUCUCCACCCAAACCUGGGUCUGCAAUUAUAGAGUUAUCAAAGAGAGAAAAGUUACAUCAGGAGUUUGCAAUGGCCUUUAUCUAUAAUUUGUUUGACUAGUUGCAAUGAAAGGCAAUAAAUAAGAUCUGUUGAGGCGUUUUUGUAUGUGAUCAGAUUAAAGAUAAAGUAUAAGGUUCCCACAGAUUCAGUAUUUAUUCCAUUCCAGCCAUUACAAUGAUCCUCCUAUACCGCCUCCCACCAGCCUCCUCUUCUUGAUAUCCCAUACAUAUGGUCUCCGAGGAAUCAAAUCUCUCCACCCCUUCAUCAUGCUUUCACUGUUCUGUCAUACAAGCCACACCUCCUGUCACUCAACAAUGUGCCCUGGCCCCUCCCCUGUCUGUCUGCUCUCGGUGGCUAAAACAGGUCUUUUAAACCAUUACAGUGUUUGGCGUUUGAAGCCAUCUGAAACGAGACUGCAUGUUGCCUUACUAACAUCCAGACACACAUUCAUUGGUACUAAAAACAUAACCGCACACAAAUAAAAAUUCACAUAUCACACACAUUUAUCCAAGAAUUAGAGUUGACACACUGGCACACACGUUCACACAGAAAUGCAAAUAUAUGUUGGCAUCAAAGCAGACUGUUUAUUUUAUAAACAGUACAACUGAACUGAAAUAAAUAAAAUAUUGUUUAAAUCCAAAGUA